AGUUUUGACCAGCAGGCGGUGUUUCGAGCGCUUCGAAACCGUAAAUCGUUUUGCGAAGCAAUUGGUUUAUUUGAUUUAGUUUCGAAAAGCUUAGGUUUCUCCCAUCACUAGAGUUUAGGAUAUUUAAAAAUACCAUACAUUUACCCUUUCACAACAAUUGCAGGCACGCGUUGUUAUGCUCCGACGACAUUUCCCGUCUAACCCGGAAACGCUUCAAACUCCACAGAAGUCUCCAGUUAGCUUAUCCUGGUUUAGCCUUAUCGCUUUAUUUUGUUAAUCAAAUAAAGGAAUAAAAUAUUAAGUUAUAUUUGAAUUUGAUCAGAGUCAGAGCGCAAAGAUACUCAUUCUAAAGUGUUUUCUCAGUGUUAAACAGCUGAUCAGGAGAUCAUGGAGAAAGAUGUGAAGACAGGCAUCCCCUCUGGCGUGGCUGCAGAAGCGGCGGCUGGACCUCUGGUGUCACAGAGCCGAUCCGAGGACGAGGAGUCCACUGCUGUAAAGAGGACAGCCGCUCAGGCCUUCAGCGGAGCCGGGAUGAUUCCCAAACGCAGAAGCUCCUCCAGAUCAAUAAAGAGAAAGAAGUUUGAUGAUGAACUGGUUGAGAGCAGCCUUGCGAAAUCUACCAGUCGGGUCAAAGGUCAGCCAGUCAUCGAGCCAAUCAGAUGCCCUGGGAAUGACCUUGCAUCCAGUGACAAGAAGAAGGGUUUAAAGUCUGGCAGCUCUCUUACACCUCCUCUUAGCAUGCUGAUGGCGCCUUCAUCGAUGACCAAACGAAUGAAGAGAAACAAGCAGCCGUUACAGAUCACCAAAGACCUGGGCCGCUGGAAACCCACUGAUGACCUGCUGCUCAUCAAUGCCGUUUUACAGACCACAGAUCUUACAUCCGUUCACCUGGGAGUGAAAUUCAGCUGUCGCUUCACGCUGCGGGAGAUUCAGGAGCGCUGGUACGCUCUGCUGUAUGACCCUGUCAUAUCAAAGUUUUACUCAUCCGAUGUGUUUCUAGUGCAACCUCUGCCUAAAGGAGAGCAAGUGCUGAACUUCUCUGAUGCAGAGCAGGUGGUUGAUGAUGCCAAACUCAAGGACAGCAGAGAUGAAGUCUUAGAGCACGAGCUGAUGAUUGCAGAUAGACAUCAGAAGCGUGAGAUCAGACAGCUGGAGCAGGAGCUUCCUCGCUGGCAGGUGUUAGUGGACAGCAUCACAGGCAUGAAUUCACCAGACUUUGAUAAUCAGACUCUGGCAGCUUUACGUGGACGAAUGGUCCGAUAUCUGAUGAGAUCUAGAGAGAUCACACUAGGACGUGCUACUAAAGACAAGCAGAUAGAUGUAGAUCUGUCUUUGGAGGGACCUGCAUGGAAGAUCUCCAGAAAGCAAGGGAUCAUUAAACUGAAAAAUAAUGGAGAUUUCUUCAUCGCUAAUGAAGGCCGAAGACCCAUUUACAUUGAUGGUCGACCAGUUUUGUCUGGAAACAAGUGGAAACUCAACAACAACUCUGUGAUGGAGAUUGCAGGUCUUCGCUUUGUGUUCCUGAUCAAUCAAGAGUUGAUUUCUCUCAUUAAAGCCGAAGCUGCCAAGAUGAACCAGCAGUGAUGCUGAAGUCACCAGUUCACGAGCUGUCAAACACCAUUCAGAGCUGUACUGUCCUGUCUAUACCUCUGAGUAGAGUCAUAUACAGGAGAACUUUCAGCUCAAGAUUAUAGUGGCUCUCAUAGCAACAACUGAGCCGGGAUCUGGAGGAAAAAAUCAUUUGGAGAGGAAUUGGAGAUUUAUAUUCCUGUUAUUUAAGGCACAUUUGGACAGAAAGAACUGAAUGUUUGAGAGUGUCUGUGUGUGUGUGAUUUGUAGAUUUGCUUUUCUUUUUUUUUUGUAUACUGUUACUGUUUUGUUGACUUGUAGAUUUUUUGUUUGUUUAUACUUAAAACACAGUAACCUUGUAUUGUCUCAUCAAAGACGGUUUGCUAAUAUUCUGCCAUGACAGAAAUAGUGUAAAUAUAUUCAUAAAGACUGAUUAAAACUGAAAGGUGUUUCAAUGAUGUAUCUGUGUAUUGUAAUGCAGUGUGUGGUGUUGUAUGUUUGUCAUUGACUUUAGCAACCACUAAAGAUUUUAGAGUCAGAGUGGCAAACUUUGCAUGCAUCACUUUGGCCCUUGACAUGAACUAAUGUUGCAAACCCAGAGUGGAUACAAGUAACUGACAAUGCAUAAAAAUACAUUUAAAGUAAAGCUUCAGAUCUAAUUAUAAUGCACAAUUACUAACGACACUACAGUUCA
This is a messenger RNA of Sinocyclocheilus grahami, 2263 nucleotides long. Its product is annotated as microspherule protein 1-like. NCBI's taxonomy places the organism in Eukaryota, Metazoa, Chordata, Actinopteri, Cypriniformes, Cyprinidae. The record is from RefSeq and is a predicted model, not a curated record. Gene Ontology annotation, cellular component: MLL1 complex; Ino80 complex; NSL complex. Gene Ontology annotation, molecular function: G-quadruplex RNA binding; protein binding. Gene Ontology annotation, biological process: positive regulation of transcription by RNA polymerase II. The coding region runs from base 388 to 1584 and encodes 398 amino acids. The transcript is spliced from 13 exons.